Prorocentrum cordatum is the source of this 492-nucleotide messenger RNA. The record is from the annotation of a GenBank genome assembly. Lineage: Eukaryota; Dinophyceae; Prorocentrales; Prorocentraceae.
AUGGCAUCCCUGGUCUUGCUUGUGCUCUUCAUGAUCGGGGGUGUGCAGAGUGGUUGCGCCAUAUUCGACACUUGUAACCAGGGCUUCCUUGCGAUUAGCGCGAUUUCGUAUAACCAGUGCAGCGAAAUGGGGAAUUCCAUCGCAGCCAUGGGAGCCUCGCACGCCACUUUUCUGAGCGGCCUCCUCGUCAUCGCUCGUGUGGAGACGACGCUGUUCCUCGGUAUGGGAGACAGAGCUCUCUACGCGCUCGCUUUCCUUCACAAGGGCACGUCGGAGGUGGCAGUCGUGCAUCUCAUCAUCGCAGUGUGGGCCGUCUCCGUGUGCCUCGUGUAUGCACACGGCGCUGGAGUACUGUCCUAUACGACCCCUGAACCCAAUGUCUACCCUGUUUUCCACUCCUCGGAUCUGUUUUUCAUCAUACCAGUCACGGGAAGCUUCGGAGCUGUGUUCUUCGCAGUUUUCUUCCCCUGCUCCUCUGUCGGCACCCCCUGA